This is a messenger RNA of Polyodon spathula (Mississippi paddlefish), 1757 nucleotides long. Its product is annotated as mediator of RNA polymerase II transcription subunit 6-like. The record is from RefSeq and is a predicted model, not a curated record. Gene Ontology annotation, cellular component: core mediator complex; mediator complex. Gene Ontology annotation, biological process: regulation of transcription by RNA polymerase II. Lineage: Eukaryota; Metazoa; Chordata; Actinopteri; Acipenseriformes; Polyodontidae. The transcript has 8 exons. Gene Ontology annotation, molecular function: transcription coactivator activity. Bases 512 to 1096 code for a protein of 194 amino acids.
UACUGAGAGACGAAACGCAUAAAACCGGCCGCUUGCACCGCACCGGUGCCUAGUUUUCGCUGUUUUCAUUUCUGUAGAUAAACGCGCAGGGUCUUGCGGUGUUUCUGCGCUGUUGUGUUCAGAGAGAUAAUUACUUGUUUCAUUGAUAACGUUGUUAAUGUGUGGCUCUGAGUUUGCUUGGCUGGAUACCCGCCAAUAAAUAAACUCAUAAAGUUAAAAUAGGUGCCUAAUAUAAUAUACAGGACAUUUCAGAAGCUAGUGAACACACGAGAGGGAGGAGGGGAUGUUAUCAGUGGAUGAGCGCCAUUAGGUGCUGUUGAAAUGUAACUACAUUCCAGAGACUUUUCGUAUUCAUCCAUAUGUUGUAGGGGGAGCAGAACAUAACCUGCUGGGAAUCUCGUGGGUGGACAGUGGCUGGAUUCCCAUUCUCAACCCCGGGAAUGUUCUGGAUUAUUUCUCUGAGAGGAGUAACCCCUUCUAUGACAGGACCUGCAACAACGAAGUGGUCAAAAUGCAGAGGCUCACUCUGGAACAUUUAAACCAGAUGGUUGGAGUCGAAUACAUUCUGCUUCACGCACAGGAGCCCAUUCUCUAUAUCAUCCGAAAACAACAAAGACAGUCUCCAAAUCAAGUCAUCCCUUUGUCUGAUUACUACAUCAUAGCUGGUGUGGUGUACCAGGCUCCAGACCUGGGAUCUGUCAUAGGCUCUAGAGUGCUGUCUGCUGUGCACGGGGUCCAGUCUGCAUUCGAUGAGGCAAUGUCCUACUGCAGGUACCACCCCUCCAAAGGGUACUGGUGGCAGUUCAACGACCAGGAGGAGCGAGAAAAAUCCAAGCCCAAAACCAAGAAGAAGGAAGAGCCGAGCUCACUGUUCCAGAGACAGAGGGUGGACAUGCUGCUCCUGGACCUGCGGCAGAAAUUCCCUCCCGCGUUUUACCAGCCAAAGUCUGGAGAAAAACCUAUACCAGUGGAGAUAAAGAAGGAGCCUGAGCUGCCAGCAGAGACAGCGAAGCAGGAAGAGAGAGACUCUGCCAAGAAUCCCCAGCAAGCUCCUGCCACCAAAGCACCUCCAGAGAAACGAGCGCGGCUACAGUGACGGCAUGGGGACACACACACACACACACACACACCCCCCCCGAACACAGAGGGACAGGCUGCGGAGUGACGUUUUCUUUUCACCUGCUGUGAGUGUGUCUUGGCUCUGAUUUGGGAGCGAGACCUACCCUCUCCAGCCAUGUGUCAGGUUCUGACGGUGAAGGCGAAGGGCUUUCUUACUGCUCCCUAGUGCUUAGUGCCACAUGGACAGGAUUUGACAUUCCUGACUCAAACCUAGACUGUGGCAGAUGGGCUUAUGUUCAUGCAUCUGUAAGCAAACAGGCAAGCAAGCAUCACGACCUGUGGAUACUGUUAAUAGCAUUCAGCCACAUUUAGGAUCUUUAGGAUUUGUGUUUUUGUACCAAUGAAUGUCAUUUUAUAUACUGUACUUGCAGUGUAUUGCAGUUUUGUUUUUUGUUCUUAAGAAAGAAAUUAAAUUGCCAAUAAAUCUGUUUAUUAGUUUAUUAAGAACUUACUAAGGACUGUAUGUUGCACAAGAUACUGUGUGUGAUAGAGCCAGGGCAAGGAGAUUCAUUCUACUGACCUGCAGAACUUACUAUCAAAAUACACUUUUGUCUGAGGUUUCUCUCCCAUUCAUUUGUGCAAUGAUUGGGACAGAACUGAGAUUGUGAAAUCUGUUAAUAAAUACAUUCUUGAUUAUA